Scomber scombrus (Atlantic mackerel) is the source of this 2042-nucleotide messenger RNA. It is a transcript of the gene wasf1, whose product is annotated as WASP family member 1. Gene Ontology annotation, molecular function: Arp2/3 complex binding; protein kinase A regulatory subunit binding; actin binding. Lineage: Eukaryota; Metazoa; Chordata; Actinopteri; Scombriformes; Scombridae. The transcript is spliced from 8 exons. The record is from RefSeq and is a predicted model, not a curated record. Gene Ontology annotation, biological process: positive regulation of Arp2/3 complex-mediated actin nucleation; actin cytoskeleton organization. Gene Ontology annotation, cellular component: cytoskeleton. Bases 1 to 1614 code for a protein of 537 amino acids.
AUGCCGUUAGUAAAGCGCACCAUUGAGCCCAGGCACCUGUGCCACACAGUGCUGCCAAGGACCAUCAAGAAUGAGCUGGAGUGUGUGACUAACAUCUCCUUGGCCAACGUCAUCCGCCAGCUCAGCAGCCUCAGUAAAUAUGCAGAAGACCUGUUUGGAGAGCUGUUCAAUGAGGCCCACACCUUCUCUUUCCGGGUCAACUCCCUGCAGGAGCGCGUGGACCGCCUCUCUAUCAGCGUCACACAGCUGGACCCCAAAGAGGAGGAAUUGUCUCUUCAGGACAUCACCAUGAGGAAGGCUUUCAGGAGCUCCACUAUUCAGGACCAGCAGCUGUUUGACCGCAAGUCGCUGCCCAUCCCACUGCAGGAGACCUUCCAGGCCUGCGAGCAGCCGCCGCCUCUCAACAUCCUCUCCCCCUACAGGGACGAUGGGAAGGAAGGUCUGAAGUUCUACACCAAUCCUUCAUACUUUUUUGACCUGUGGAGAGAGAAAAUGCUGCAGGACACAGAAGACAAGCGGAAGGAGAGGCGGAAACAGAAGCUGAAGGCAAUAGACCGUCCGCAGGAGCCGGAGAAGAUACCUCGGGCACCACACGAUCGUAAAAAGGAGUGGCAGAAACUGGCACUGGGUGCAGAGCUGGCACAGGACAUACCCGACGACAAACACAGAGAGGCCAACGGCUCCGCAGGUUACCACGACAACAGGGCUCCCUUAUACAUGGAGCAAAUGGACGGACCCUUCUCGCUGGCGGCGCUGCCCUACACCCAGAUGAACGAGCUGCUGAACCGCACCGGGGACAGAAUGUAUUCGCGGCCCCACGACCCUCCGCCACCUCCACCUCCCAUGCACUCCCUGGGAGAGAUCAAGCCACCUUCUGUGAUCAGCUCCAGUUCAGGUUUUUCCGACAGCAGACCUCAGUCUCCAGCCCGGACAGCAGGUCUCAACUCCACUCCUCCUCCUCCGCCUCCACCACUUCCCCCUCCACCUCCUCCCUUACCCUCCUCGGGCAUGCGGGGUACACCUCCUCCCCCCAUUCCCCCUCUACCACUCCAGCAGCACCCCCCGGCCAUCCCGCCUCCCCCGGCCCCUCUCCAGAUCGCCCCAGGGGUGCUCCACCCGGCCCCUCCGCCCGUGGCGCCUCCUCUCCACUCCUCCUCCCCGGCCCGUCUCCAGCAGGUCCUGGACAAGGGCCCACUCAUGGGCUCUGCGACCCAUUCAGACGGCACCAUCCUUCCACCUCCCCCACCGCCUCCUCCUCUUCCUCUCCCAGGGGCACGGAGCUCCUCGCCCUGUCUGUCAGGCCCGCCACCUUUGCCUGCCUUCCCCUCAGCAGGAGCCAUGGCCUCCCCACCAACCCACGCCACCCUCCACGAUGUGGGGAGCAAGAGGCACCAUCCCACCAAUCUGCCACCCAUCAGCGACGCUCGCAGUGUGCUGUUGGAGGCUAUCCGAAAAGGCAUCCAGCUGCGGAAAGUGGAGGAGCAGCGAGAGCAAGAGGCUAAACACGAGCGAGUCGGCAACGACGUGGCCACCAUCCUGUCACGCCGCAUCGCCGUGGAGUACUCCGACUCCGAGGACGAGUCAGAGUUUGACGAAGGAGACUGGAUGGAGUGAUGGCAGUCACGGGGGAAGAGAAAGCAGAGCUGGCGGCAGAGGACAGACAUGUUCAGGCCCCCCCGCCCCCCAAAACACACUUCUCCUCGCCAUCAAAAAAUCCUCUCUACCCCGGAAAGAAGAGAAACAUUGUUGUUGCCCACUCCUCUGUCGAGCUUUUUUAUCUCGUCAUAUCUCUGUUUCGUUUGGUUUGAAUCUCCACGUCACCCAUCGUCGGUCUUUCUAGUGUUCCAAAAGACGCUUUUACAUUCAUUCUUUUCUGCAUUACCACACAACCUUGUUUCUGCUGGAUUUCCUGUGAAGAAAUCCUCCAUGUUUACUAUUGUUAUUCAUGAAAAUAACUCUUUUGAAGAACCACUUGUUUUUGUUUCUUAUCUGUAUGUCAGUGUUUAAAAAAAACAAAAAAACAAAAGAAAAUAGAAAAGGAA